Messenger RNA from Penicillium nucicola, 1551 nucleotides. RefSeq lists its product as uncharacterized. Gene Ontology annotation, molecular function: transmembrane transporter activity. The coding region runs from base 1 to 1551 and encodes 516 amino acids. The transcript is spliced from 6 exons. Lineage: Eukaryota; Fungi; Ascomycota; Eurotiomycetes; Eurotiales; Aspergillaceae. Gene Ontology annotation, cellular component: membrane. Gene Ontology annotation, biological process: transmembrane transport. The record is from RefSeq and is a predicted model, not a curated record.
AUGCAGGACAAGGAGAUGAUGUCGCACGAGGUCGGCCUCGACGCGAAUGCCCAAGAUGACUGGGACAUGCAGCGAUUGGGCAAGACCCAGGAAUUUAAGAGAAAUUUCCGAUUUUAUUCGAUUCUAGGAUUCACGACGACCUUGAUGGCCACAUGGGAGUCUAUUCUACUUACGAGUACUUAUGGUCUCAUCGAUGGCGGAAAAGCGGGCAUGGUCUAUGUAUACAUCGCGUCCUUUGUAGGCUUUUUCGCCGCGGUCGUGUCCAUGGCUGAGAUUGCGUCGAUCUCGCCAACAUCCGGUGGUCAGUACCACUGGGUCAGUGAGUUUGCCUGGCCCAGGUACCAGCGAUUCUUGAGUUAUCUCACCGGAUGGCUUUCGGUUCUGGGGUGGCAGGCUGCUUUUGCGAGUAUUUGCUACCUUUGCGGCACUCUGAUCCAGGGUUUAUUGGUCUUUAACUACUCAGACCCCUCCGGUUGGAUGUAUGGAUAUGAGCGCUGGCACGGUACUCUUCUGACCAUCGCCAUUGCCGCUGUCGGAACUAUUGUCAACACUUGGGGCUAUAAGAUCCUGCCUCCUAUGGAGGGCCUCAUUCUCGCCAUCCAUCUCGGUGGGUUUGUCGCUGUUCUUGUUUUGAUGUGGGUUAUGUCCCCCGGAAAGGCCGCCGAUGAAACCGUCUGGAAGGAAUUCACCAACUCCGGUGGAUGGUCAAGUAUGGGACUGGCAUGCUUGGUAGGCCAGCUUACUCCCAUUUUCUCCUGGACAGGCCCGGAUGCCGCGACUCACAUGUCCGAGGAAAUCCAAAAUGCCGCCUUGAUUGUUCCGUGGUGUAUGGUCUCAACUGCUUUGAUCAACGGUGCCCUCGGUUUCAUCAUGUUGGUUACUCUUCUAUACAACAUGGGUCCUUUGACAGACGCCAUCCUUGAGCCGGCUAGUGGAUUCUCUUUUCUCCCUGCAGUUCAACGCGCCACUGGCUCUAUUCCCGCCACCAACGGCGUAGCCGCCAUCAUCCUCGUCCUCGAAGUCUGCAGUGCAAUCGGAAUUCUUGCAACCGUCUCCCGCCAGACCUUUGCUUUUGCCCGCGACGACGCUCUGCCAUUCUCCAAGCAGCUCGCGCACAUCAAUCGACGAACUCAGAUCCCCGUUUGCUCCGUGCUGGUCUCGACAAUCAUCACCGUGCUACUGAGCCUGAUCAACAUCGGAUCUACUGCCGCCUUCAACGCCGUCGCAUCCGUCAUGAUUGCAGCUCUCUUCACCACAUAUAUUCUACCCAUCGCCGCGUUCAUCCGUGUUCGUCUUCAACCGGGCGGUAUUCCCCCAGCGCGCUUUUCGCUUGGCUCGUUCGGUUUGGCCAUUAAUAUCUUCUCCCUUGCAUGGCUCUGCUUUGCCAUUAUUUUCACUUUCUUCCCAACUGCCAGCAACCCAACGCCCGUGUCUAUGAAUUGGUCUAUUCUGGUCUUUGGUGCUGUGGUCAUUUUCGCCAUUAUUCUAUACCUCUUCCACGGCCGCCGUGUCUACAGGGCGCCUGUAACCCAGGUUCGCAAGGUUGACUAG